CGAGUGGACGGCGGAGACCAGCAUGGUGGAUAACAGCCACGAAGACGUGACGUAUACACUCCAGAAGAGCUCGUAUAGUGCAGCAUGGCGUGUAGCAUGGCAUAGUUAAAGUGGGAGAAACUGUGUAUGACCGGCCUCACCGUAAGCCAGUCCCGUGUGAACGACCGUGAAGCGAACCUCAAGCGAAACUCGAUCGAGCCGUUGAAGGUUUUCAGUUCUCCUCUUCUUGGUGUCCCUUCUUCGUUUGCUUCUGGCUGGCCACGGUUCGAUCCGGCCGGCUCGUUCGAGCAGCACGAGGCCCAUUGUCAAGGGGAACCACGGACGCAACACGAAUUCGGCCGUGAUCCCGGCCGAUUAGAAAGUCGGAUUGUCCUGCUGGCUGGGCUCUAACGGGCGGCCGACUACGUUGUUAAUAGUGCGCGAAACGAAGAAACAUCGCGGUGUGAUUCUGUGACAGAGGGGUGAAGUGGCUCUCGGAUAAUGGAGAGCGAGUGCUCGACGAUCGGCAAAGGUCUUUCGAUCGCGGAGCGGUUCGUGGGCGGAUAAGCCGCGCGGCAGCGUGUUCGAAAUUUCGUCACCGCGGAGUGAAACUCUUUUCUAAUAAGGACACAGGUGGAGGGCCCGCAUCGUCGCGGUGAAACGACGCCCGUCGUCCCGUCGUCCGACGACAGAGCCGGAGAAACGGAUCCGAGGCGGAAGAGCAGAAUAAUCGAGGGAUUAGGGGGAGCGCCGUGGAAGUCGAUCGUGGAGCCGGCGAGGAAACCGGUGGGACACCUUCGGAACCGAAAAGCUGACGCGUACACACCGGACCUAACCGCGGCCAAGUAGGUCAGCCGGCGUGCGCGAGAGUGCGAGACCGAAUCGACGAGAAGAAAAAAGGCACGUCGGCAGGGAAGGACGCGGGGAGGAAAGGGGCUCCGAAGAAGAAUGGCGAGUAGCCGGGGGCAUCAAAGUAUCCACGAUGCUCGUCGUUUUUGCUCGGCAUAGGCUCGCGAACCAAAAUGGCGGCGAUCGGUUGGUACCGUGGCACGUUUCACGACGAUAAAGACUGGUCCAGCCAUCGGCGUUCCUGAGGAGAGACCCUUGAUACCAGUGUCCUUGACAUCAGCCGCGGCCUUGAUCGACAGGAGCCACCGAGGCCCAACGCUCGAACGCAACAAGCCUGGGAGAGAGGAUGUCGGGACGCUCGAGGCUCAGGGUCCUGGGGACCUUGUUCCUCCUGGCAGUCGCAGGUGUGUCGGCCAUCCAAAACGAUCGAACGUUUUCUCGAUCCACCGCCGAAGACAUAAUCCUAAGUGCGAGCGGGUACACAGGACCCGAAAGGACGUCGAGCGUGUUUCAUCGCGAUGGAUCGCCGACUUUCCACAGGACCGUUCCUGCUUUUCAAUUAGAAAGCUCGAAGAGCGUCUCGGGCUUCGACAAGAGCGACGCCAGGUUCGAGGACAACAGGCACCAGGAGGCGAUCGACGAGCUGACGUCCUCGAAACACGUCGAUCACAUCGACGGGAACAAUAUAGAGGUCAAGCCCGGGGAAUAUUAUCGAAUAGCGCCGACGACGAGCGAGUCCGUGUCGGGGGAAGGACAAGGGGCUCCGCAGGGACCAAAACUCUUGACGGAGCCCCAUCAGCUGGUUGGAGCGUCGCCCCAACGGGCACAGUACCUGCAGGCGAUCGAUCAACAAAGACAAGCUCGACAAGAGAUCCCGAGGAUCUUUAGCGAGCAUGCCCCGCCGCCGAUCCUGCAGACUGCAACUCCAGGUCAGCGGCAGGCGAACCCUGAUAUCCAGGACAUCAUUACCGGGAUCGUCAAGCUUCUAAACGGCAACGUGAACGUCGCCGCUAACACUGUCAGACCUCUGCGACCGAUCCAAGCUACUAGGAUCAACAACAGAGGACCACCAAGGAUAUCCGACGUUCCACCUCUGCCACCGGAUUUCGACACUCCCGGAAUGAAUCCACCGCCUCCUCCACCCGACCACCCUUACCCCUUUGAGAAACCACCAGCUCCGGAGAGACCUUUGGUCAACCAGCUGCCACCAGAAAGACCUGUCAGACCCUUUGUCAACGGAGUCCCGCUGCCAGAGCAGAUCGUGCCGCAAGGAAACCGUCCGUGGAACUGGAAUCGACCUGGAGGUAACAGGCGACCGGUUCCACCCUACAAGCCUCUGCCACCGUCCUUGGACUCCACGUUCCAUCGGGAGAAGGACCCGGACGACAAGUACCCCGACAAAUCUCAAUCGAACCUUCAUCGCGACGAGCUGGCAGAGUCUUCUACCAAGAAGGAAGAGAACGAUCGCAACGAGGCUACUACGAAUAGUCUGGAGGACACGACGAAGGUCCACGAAGAGACUAACCAAGACGACAAGGGGAGUACUUCGGCGCAGGAUCCCUUGAAGAAUCACCAAAUGCCAGCCAAGGACAACAGGAUAAGCAACGAGAAGACAUCGACGACUGGCUCGGAGUCUAGUCAAUCCAACCAGGUGUCUGACGGGAAGCACGAAGAGGCCCCGAAACCUGUGAUACCCUUGGAGAUCAAGCCGACGAAGUCGUCGAAGAUCGGCAACCAACAGCAGACCAACGGGAACCACGAGAACGAGAAGGGAACGGUCGCCAAAACGCCGAUUAAACCGUUCGCGACGCUGAACAUCGAGACCAGCUCGUCGGUUCAGGUGAUCGAAACUACGACAACCAAGGCUGUUGUUCAAACCGCAGGAUCUGCCAGCAACAGCUCCAGCAAUCUCGCCAGCACGCCGAGCACCAUAGCUCUGGAGCCGAGCAAAUCGUUCCAUUUAGAAAGUUCCGCGAGUUCGUCGAGCGUUUCAACGGAGAUUCUGCCAUCGACUUUCACGAAGACUGCGACGACCACAGAGAAGACUAUAGCCCACACGCCUGUAGCGAACACGUUCACCAAAAAUCCAGCCCCCACGGAUCGCUAUGCCUACCGACCCCGACCUGGAAUUGUUCUCGACGACACCUUGGAUUACACAGGACCCCAAGGACUGGCCACCCAGCGACCCUACCCUCCCCCGAGACAUCCGCCUAUCGGUGAUAUUUUUGAUGUCACGGUCUCGGCUAUCCAAGGCCCCGGCGGUGGAGGCUCCGGCGAGGGUGUCCGCGUGCCGAUAAACGGCGGCAGCGCCGACGUGAUUCUGACGUCCGCGGUCGAAGGCCAGGGAUUCGUCAGCAUCGACGGCAAGAGGACCUACUUGAACCUGUUCGAGAACUCGGACAGGACCGCGACGCAGGUGCAGCCGCAGCCGCAGCCUACCAGGACCCAGGCGCCUGCAGUUGUUGGCACAGGAUUCGCAGUGCCUCAGCCAGACCCACCGACUGCUAGCCCGAGGCCUACAGGCCCAAUUAGAAGACUGACCUUCCAUAGAAGGCCCACGCAACCUCCGGUCAGAAUCGACACCUGCAUUGUAGGAGAUACGAGCACUUGCGAUGUCAGCCAGCACGAGGCCUGUGCCACGGUCCAAGGAGUGUCAGCCUGCCACUGCAAGCCCGGAUACGCCAGGCUGCAGCACUCUCUGCCUUGCAAGAGGAUCAUCAGCAUCGUGGUGUCCAUGCGGGUGGACAAGAUCUACGACAGGAAGGUCGUCUGGGAUCGAGGCUUCACCGACAAGGACUCCGAGCCCUACCAAACCCUGGCCUACGAAGCGAACAGAGCUAUCGAGUCUGCGAUGUCGAUGACGCCGUUUUCGGACGAGUACAUGGGCUCCUCGGUGAACGGCGUGUACCAAGGCAACGUGAGCCAGGGGCAAGGAGGCGUCUUCGUAAAUGCAACUUUGAAACUCACUUACGAGCCGAGAACAAUUAGGCCAAGCCUGGCAGGGGAGCUGCAGAGGCAUCUGCUCGGCGUUAUUCACCGGAGGAGCAACAAUAUCGGGAACAGCGCUCUUUACGUAGACAGCCCGCUCGGAUCUAUAUCGAACCUGCAAGACCUCGACGAGUGCGCCUCGUCGGAGUUAAACGACUGCCACUCGUCGGCGACCUGCACGAACAACUGGGGCGGUUUCACCUGCGCCUGCAACCCGGGACUGAAGGAUCCCCACAAGGACGACGCGAACGAGUCCGGGAGAACGUGCAUCUCCUGCCUAUCGACAUACUGCAACAAUCGCGGCACGUGCUCCUACCAGGGCGACCAUAUGCAGUGCACAUGCACCGGCAAUUAUUACGGGGCGCAAUGCGAGGUCGACGGAGAGGUUCUGGGGGUCGCUAUAGGAGCGUCGGUAGCAGCUUUAAUAAUUAUAGUUUUAACGCUAGUGUGUCUGGUCAUGUGGAGUCGAAGGUGGUCGAGGGAGCAGAAAUCGGUCGGAUCGCCGGUUUAUGGCUAUAUCCAGGGCGGCAUUCCCGGCACCCUGCCUGGGACUCUAGCCAGGGUGGGGUCCGUGGGGACUCUGGCCUCCGUUAAACAAGGACCACCUGCCAAUUUGCCACCCUACAUGUGGGCGCACUUCGGAGACCACAUGGCGACAGCAAACGUCUACGCGACGGAGCCCAUGGGCCCCACCAGGCCCAGUUCGGCGGUGUUCGGCUAUCCUCCCAUCAACGUCCACGGAACGCUACCACCUGUGCCGCUGCCGAGACUUCAGGCACCUUUGAGAUCGAGGCAAAGACACCAGCCGGACCCGGACAGCUCUGAUUCGGAGCCUCAGGACAAGGACAGGGCCGAUCUGAUCCCUCAAAGCAGCGGAUUCCACGUGCCCAGGCCGAAGUCCAGGUCCUCCUUAGCCAAUCAAAGCGGAAUCUACAACGACGUGGAGUACGACCAGGGUGACGUGCACCAUUUAUCGAAAAACAAUAUCCCGAUGUCCACUUACAGGCCGUACUAUCGAACGUGAGAGAACCGGGGCGAAACUAAUUUAGUUGUAAAUCGUGACUUGUACCAGUUUACUCGAACGAGAAGAACCGGCGAACUCGCUCCGAUCGGACAGUUCGCCGGACGGUUCUGUGUUCUGUUAAUAGCGACCAGCGUUAAGUCAUUCUCGGCGUUACUUAACUACUAGCGAUUUAAUUGUUAUCAUUAUUAUAGAUAUUUAUUAUUCAUGUGGCACUGUCGAGGUACGAGAGAAACGUCCCAAAAAAAUGCUGUUAAGUUAUCGAACGAAAGGGUGCAUAUACAGACGUACUAGUAUUAAACGAUGGCUCCUUCUGAUUACUACCUAGGCUAACGCUCGUGUUGCAGAGAAUUAUUUAUGUAUACGAUCGCCGGCUAGCCGUCGCCGUUCUCCUCGACUGUCGAUCCCUGCUAGCCGUGCUGCGUGAACUUUCGGAAUUUCACCGACCCGGGGAUCCUUGCCGCGUGGAGGAUCGGAGGACAGUGUGUGUGCGACAGAAAAAAGCGUAUCGUAAUUCACCAUGUAACUUCUGUAAUUGUACAUUAUAUAUAUUUUUGCAAAUUGAAUACAAUAUACAUUUGAAAAUUCA
Molecule: messenger RNA, 5426 nt
Organism: Megalopta genalis
Lineage: Eukaryota; Metazoa; Arthropoda; Insecta; Hymenoptera; Halictidae
Gene: pwn
Product: calcium-binding EGF-like domain-containing protein pawn
Molecular function (GO): calcium ion binding
Source: RefSeq, a predicted model, not a curated record